Oryzias latipes (Japanese medaka) is the source of this 1141-nucleotide messenger RNA. Lineage: Eukaryota; Metazoa; Chordata; Actinopteri; Beloniformes; Adrianichthyidae. The record is from the annotation of a RefSeq genome assembly.
AUGGCCAACCUUCGAAAAACCCACCCCCUGUUAAAAAUUGCAAACGAUGCUCUGGUCGACCUUCCAGCCCCUUCAAACAUUUCAGUUUGAUGAAACUUUGGUUCUCUUCUCGGACUUUGUUUAGCCGCCCAAAUCAUCACGGGCCUUUUUCUUGCCAUACAUUAUACAUCCGACAUCGCCACAGCAUUCUCGUCAGUUGCACACAUCUGCCGGGAUGUUAACUACGGCUGACUAAUCCGGAAUAUACAUGCAAACGGCGCUUCUUUUUUCUUCAUCUGCAUUUACCUUCACAUUGGACGAGGCUUGUACUACGGAUCCUACUUGUACAAGGAAACAUGAAAUGUCGGUGUAAUUCUUCUUCUACUAGUAAUAAUAACAGCUUUCGUAGGUUACGUUUUACCCUGAGGGCAAAUAUCAUUUUGAGGGGCCACUGUAAUCACCAACCUCUUGUCUGCCGUCCCCUACGUUGGCAACGCCCUCGUCCAAUGAAUUUGAGGGGGAUUUUCAGUUGAUAACGCCACACUUACCCGAUUCUUUGCCUUCCAUUUUCUCCUCCCCUUCGUAAUUGCCGCCGCAACAGUUGUUCAUCUAAUUUUUCUUCACGAAACGGGUUCAAACAACCCAACCGGCCUCAAUUCAGACUCCGACAAAGUAUCCUUCCACCCUUACUUUUCCUAUAAAGACCUUUUAGGGUUUGCUGCCUUGCUAGUAGCCUUAAUUUCCCUAGCGCUUUUCUCCCCCAACCUGCUUGGGGACCCAGACAACUUCACCCCUGCCAACCCGCUAGUUACUCCCCCUCACAUCAAGCCUGAAUGAUACUUCCUAUUUGCCUACGCCAUUCUACGAUCAAUUCCAAAUAAACUUGGAGGGGUCCUAGCCCUAUUAGCCUCUAUUCUAGUACUAUUCCUGGUCCCUAUCCUACACACCUCUAAACAACGAAGCCUUACAUUUCGACCUUUCACCCAAUUCCUUUUCUGACUCCUAGUAGCAGACGUAAUGGUUUUAACCUGAAUUGGUGGGAUGCCCGUAGAACACCCAUUUAUUAUCAUUGGUCAAAUCGCAUCUUUUCUUUAUUUUUCCCUCUUUCUUAUUAUAGCACCAGCGGCGGGAUGACUAGAAAAUAAAGUCUUAAAGUGACAAU